Parastagonospora nodorum SN15 is the source of this 135-nucleotide messenger RNA. RefSeq lists its product as hypothetical. The transcript is spliced from 2 exons. Lineage: Eukaryota; Fungi; Ascomycota; Dothideomycetes; Pleosporales; Phaeosphaeriaceae. The coding region runs from base 1 to 135 and encodes 44 amino acids. The record is from RefSeq and is a predicted model, not a curated record.
AUGGCCGAAGUCGUCCAGUCCCUGCCAUGGCACAAGACUCUGAGGUUGGGACUCAUGGAUAUGGUCAGUGACUCGUUCUGGCUCGGUUCGACUGAAUCAAACGUACUCAAAGCACUGUCGCUGGCGUGUAGUUGA